AUGCAGGACAGCUCAGGACACCGCCGGUCCGGCCGGUACCAGAUACCACCCGAGCGGCUAACCGAGCUGUUCGGCGCGCAGUUCUAUCGCUUCUUGCCGGGCCUGGACGCGUCGGGCCGCUCCAGGACAAACGACCCGUCUUCCUCGGAGGCAAGCACUCAUCCUUGCCUUGAACGCGCUCAUUGCCGCAGCUACAGUCACCGUCAGGCAGCUACAGGUGCAGUUUUACAGUUUGCCUGGGUGACCUUUCGUCUGAACUGCCCAUGGUACUGGGCACCGCUUUGCUCUUCAUCACCGCAGGAACAGUCGUCUACGGCGGGAUCUGCCGACACCAGGCAGCUGUACAGCGUCCAUCUUCCCACGCUGACGUCUGCCUCCUCGCUGAUGGCGAGAAGUGAAGAGGGCGCCCUGGAAGCCCACUCCAGCGAAGGUCGCCUACUGAUGAAGGGGCGCUCCGCGGAAUCACUGGCCAGCGGAUCGGAGGCGCGCACGAUCCACGCCUCGACCAGGGCCAUGCUGGCGAUACGCCGGAGCCGCAUCCUGGGCAUGCCGAUUGCCUACUACGCGCUCCUCAUGGGCAGCAUGGCGCUGUGCGCCUUCUCCUAUACCUACGCAUCCAAGACGAUGCGCGAGAGGAGCGCACACAUCCCAGGCCACGCUCACAUGGCCGCCAAGAAGGGACAAGCCGCCUUGCUCAAUGUGCGGGUCCCGCAGUCCUCGUCGACGGGCAAGGACCUCGCGUACACCACGUGGCACCAGCAGCCACCGAGUGUUCGCGCCCACGGCGGCCGUCGCCGCCACGCGAAGCACUCGGCCCGGAAGAACAAGAGGUCCGGGCGGCGCUCCCACUCCGCCGCUGCCACCGAAGCUUCGACAAAGGCCGCGGCGGAGGACGUGGACUUGACGCCGGACAACGUGCCGUCGGCUCACUGGGAGCCGCCGUUCAUGGAGACGACGCCCAGCGCCGUCGAAGACACGGCAACGAUCACGUCCGACACCCGCUUCGCUGCCGUCGGCACCGAUCGUGACCGGCGGCAGCAUCGCUCAAAAUGGAACGUUCAACUCAUCGGCGAACCUCGACGAGUACGAGGAAGUGUUCGAGUACUACUACGUGUACGACGACAACGAGACGUCGGCAUCGAGCACGCAUCUGCCGGCACAAUACGCCGACCUUGCCAUUCCAAUAAACCGAUGAUGCUCGAUGCCUGCUGGAUAGUCAUUCACUAG
This is a messenger RNA of Dermacentor silvarum, 1227 nucleotides long. RefSeq lists its product as uncharacterized. Bases 1 to 1227 code for a protein of 408 amino acids. The record is from RefSeq and is a predicted model, not a curated record. The transcript is spliced from 7 exons. NCBI's taxonomy places the organism in Eukaryota, Metazoa, Arthropoda, Arachnida, Ixodida, Ixodidae.